AUGCAGCUGGUUUCCUCCACAUCCCAGCGGCGUGUCACAUUUCACCUACCAGAAGGCUCUCAGGAAAGCAGCAGUGAUGGCGGACUGGGAGACCAUGAUGCAGGCAAUCUUCCCAGCGCAUCCCAUGCUCUGCCCCUUGGUUAUCUUCAGGAGGAGUACUUUGAUCAUUCUGCACCCAACAACCGCACUGAAGGGGAUGGCAACUCUGAUCCUGAAUCCACUUUCAUUCCUGGACUAAAGAAAGCUGCAGAAAUAACUGUUCAACCAACUGUGGAAGAGGCCUCUGACAACUGCACUCAAGAAUGUCUCAUCUUGGGCCAUUCUGAUGCCUGCUGGAUGCCAGCUUCUCUGACCCACGCCAGCCCUUCACACGCACAGGCUUCUACUCUAUGCCACAGCCCACCUCUGACACCAGCCUCUGCUCGCCGCCGCAGCCCUCCAGUGACAGAGACCAUUGCUAUUUGCCAUAGCCCUCCAGUGACCCAGGUUAUGGCACUGUGCCAUAGCCCUCCACCAACACAGGUCUCUGCUCUCCAACACAGUCCUCCUCUAGUACAGGCUACUGCUCUUCCCCAUAGCCCUCCACCAGCACAGGUUGCUGUAAUCCACCACAGCCCUCCUCUGCCACAGGCCGCUGCCCACCAUCAGAGUCCUGCGCGGCCACCAAUGGGUUUGCAGCAAGGUUGGGGGCAAGAGGCUGGACCUGAAGGACUACUGUCUCUUGAUCACGGAGUGCAAGUUAGUACAAGAUCUCAGUUUUAUACUAUGUCUGAAAGAAUUCAUCUUAGUGAUGAUUCAGUUAAAAUCAUUUCUUUGAAAACCUUCACUCCAGGCCAAAAGGCUAGAGCCUCUAGGGAUGAUUCUCCCAUUAUGGAAGAACAUCCCUUGUAAAGCUACAAUGGCUAAUUUACAUUUUUCAACAGAAUGUAUACAAUCAAAAUGUAAGAUCCAAUUUCAAUGAAUAUUCCAAAUUGUUAGGUUUGUAAAUAGCUAUGUAAAUACACACAGAUACCAGAAUAGACUAUAGAGCUAGACCCUUAGUCAAAAGAUAAAAAUAAAUUUACAAUUUGUUUAAUUUAGAAUGUAUAUUUAAAAAAAUAAAUAGAAAAUUUCACACCUUUUGUACAGAAAGGCUUAUCAUGACAGAUACUAAUGUGUAAUAUAUAGUAUUUCUGAUGCACAGUAGAUUUUUUUCAUUUAUUUUUACCAAAAUGUGCAAUAUUACUGAUUUUUUUCCAUUCUGAUUUUUUGUAACCUAGUAGGUAACAAAUGGAAAACUAGAAAAUAUCUGAUUUUCCAAGAGUACCUUCAGUUUGUUUCAACUUUUGUUCAGAUAACAUUGGAUGGUAUAAAUAGGGUCGUAUUUUGUCUGUCUUUUUGUUUGAUAUUUGUUGUUAGUCUCCAGUUUUUUGUUAUUAGUGUUUUGUACAAAAAUGCACAGUAGUGAGUGUAAAUAUCUCUUAGAUUUUUGCCUCUGUCUUUUUUAUGUUUUCUACCUUUAUUUGAAGUAUAUAUUAUUGAUAUAAUUUGUAUAUACAUUUUCUGUAAAGAAUAUACAUAAACUGUACAGAUUCUGUCUAUAACCUAUUCUCUACUCUUUAGUAGAGUUCGAGACACUGAAGUGCAAUAUCUGUGCCCAAAUUAGGCAAAUACUUGCUAAAAGGGCCUCUUUCUAUAAAAAUUUGUCUUUGUAAUGUAGUGUAAAGUGCAUCAGAAACCAUAUUUUAUCUGCCAUUUUAAGCCUAUGUUCCAUUAUUAAUUAGGUCUUUCUCUUCUGGAAAGUCACAGCCUAGAAAAUCACAAGGAAAGUGAAUGCAUUUAGAGCAUGAUUCAUUUACUCCUAUGACUGGAAACUGCUAUUUUCUAAAGACUAUCAGGAAGAUUAAAAUGUUGUUAUGAUUGCUGAAUAGGCUGAUACCAAAAGAUGUUCAGUAAAAAAGUAAACAAAUUAAUAUAACUGUAGAUAAAACCACAUAAUAAACCUAUAUGACUAGGGGAUUUUUGCCAUUCUAGCUCGACUAACUGAAGACAACCACUGAUAACAAGAUCAGAGUCAGGAAGGAAGUUUUCAAGUAAUGGAAUUAUAAAUUUACAUCGAAGGUGUUAUAGUAUAGAAUUCUAAGGAGAUGUGCAGAGGGAGAAAUGAGAUUCAUGACUGCUUCUUGGGGUAGAUGAGAAAUACCCCAAUAACACACAAGAAAAGACACAACAAAAUAUCAUAUCUGAAAACAAAAUAUGUUCUAAGCAAAGAAUACAAUAGUAUUCCUAGGGAACAUUAGUUUCCUUCUGUUGUCUGUUUUUAAUUGCUUUUUCUUUUCUUUUUUUGUCCUUAUACCUGGCCAUGAUUGUCUAUGUGCACAUUUCACCAAUAUACAGAAACAGUACCAACUUAAUUUUCCUCCAUAGCAAAACCAAGAAAAUGUCUUGUUUCUGUAUUAUACUAAAUCGAGAGACAAAUGAUGUAUUAAUUGGGGUGGGGGGAGUGAAUAUUUCUUGUUAAUUAAAUUAGAUGUAGACAUUGUAAUGUGUAACUUGAAGAUAUGUAAUUUAUGGUUAAACUGUGUGUGUAAAUGUUGUAAUAUAAAGUGUGGUAAAUGUGUAAUUUCAUUGGUGAAGGUUUCCACUGAAUGUUGAGAAAGCUUCUCUUAGUGUGCCCAGCAGAUUACGUAGCGUUUUGAGAAUAUAUUGUUCCCACUAUGAAACUCUUUAAAUUAUAUUUGAUUUGGUAUGUAGAAAACUUAUUCACUUUUAACUACAAGAGUUUAAUUAGUGAAAUUUCAAAUUAAUUAGUAUUAUUAAUAUUUUCUCCAUUGUGUUUGUUAAUAUUCAAAGGGAUUUGGAGCAUACUGGUAGUCCAGGUGCAUGUGAAUCUUGAAAGACUGAUGAUGAUUGAAAGAUUAUUGAAAUAUGACCAUGUGUAGGUGUUGAUAUUGUUGUUGAUAUUGUUGACAAUGAAGAUUUAAACCUGGGGAAGAUAAAGAAACCCAGAAUGACAAAAUCAGAGCUUCCAGUAGAAUUUAGGCUGUUUUUUCUCUGAAAAAUCUCCAAGAUAAUGUAUGAGAAUAUCUUCUUCUAUUUUAGUUAUUUUCACAUUUUCUUAUUUCCACAUUUUAGUUAUGGUCUACACACACAAAAUUAAAUAAAUAAAAAGAAAAAAAAAGGGAACCUGAAAAAAUUAAAUAAUAUGUUAGGGAUAUGAUUGAUUAUUAUGUUGAUAAAAAUCAGAAUAGGAACGAAAAUUAGAUAUUUAGGAAUUUUUUCUUGUAGUGUGAUUUAUUGAAUUUUAAGUGUGGCUCUUAAAUCCUCCUAUGUAAAAAUUGGCAAUAUUUUGCUACCUUUCCUAGAGAUAUAGGAAUGAACAAAUAUGCUUUUAUUGCCCUUUCUAACUCUGAUUAUAUAGUCAGGCUUAGACUGUGUUAAUAAUAUGAAAAGACUGGGCAUCCUCUUCUGGUUCUGUGCCAGAGGGGCAGUGAACGGAAGCAGGGGGCAAGUAGCCAAAGAGGCAAGGGGAGUGAGCCCAGUUAUCUCCCCUAUGCAUUCUCUUUCAAAGCUUCCACAGGUCUGGCCUUGGCAACCUAUAACUUCUAAGGCUUCAGAUCUGAUGAGAUCUUUCUCAUUGUAUUGCAAAUUCUUUCUUUGAAUGGAUAGACAGAGCUAUAGAUUGACAAAGCUCAAAGGUGGCUCUUAUGAUGUGCAAAAAUUUAGUCCUAGAAGUACAAAAAGUAUUGUCUUACCAUCAAUUGAAACUAAUUCCCUUGAAAAAAAGAAAUAGAUUUGAUUUAGUUUGAAAUUAAAACUUCAAAUUGAAUGGCAAGUAUGAUAAUAUGUUCAGUGAGACUGGUUAUUCAAUUUUUGUGGCUGUAUUCAGUUACAUGUGGUUAAUAAGUCACUAGCUAUAGCAUUAAUAUAUCACAUUUAUAAGUAUGUAUUCAAUCACUGUGUAUCUUAUAUGCUAAGUGCUUACACAUUUUUUCUUGAAUCUUAUCUUCAAGUUUUAGCUAAUACUGUGUGGCUGUAUUAAAAUCAAACUUACAUAUGAUACAGACAGUGUAAUAAAUUUAGAGAGUAUAUUUUGUGUAGUCUCAUUUAGCUAUUUAACAUUUUGUUUCUGGUAAUGUAAACUCGGUUAGCAAAAAUGGCUGUUAAAAAAUUAGUGCUAUUGUGUAUUGGUGACAGUUAUGAAGAGCCUCUGCCUUCCCAAACUAAUAUUUGUCACACACUUUCAUUAAAAUGGGUAAAAGUAGACUGAAAAAAAUCACAAAUUGUGCAGUCUUUCCUUAUAAUGAAGUCGUGUCACACACACACACACACACACACACACACACACACACACACACUCCUGUUUAGUCAUGGAAAAUUUAAGAAAAUUUGACCCACAUGUAUCUGUCAAAAUUAGUUUUUUGUUGUUUACAUUAAGACUGAAUGUGCAUAUAUCUCUUAAUAUACAUUUAUUUAUGAACAUCUAGUUGGUUGUUUAGACUUUUUUUAUAUUCUUUUGAUUCAUAUUUCCCAGUAUGGUGAUCAUUUCUGUUUUUCUUCUUUCAUAUUUGUUUCAAACCAAAUUUGUAGUUAUGUUUAGAAAAAGUUUUUAUCACAUUCAUUACACACUGUUUUGGCGGUUUCCAAUUGGCACAAAUGCCCUGGAAAAUGUGGGAGCAAGAGAAGCUGAACUAUAUUUGAAAAAAACCUUUUUACAUUAUGUGCCAAUUACCACACCAGAGCAAUUUCAUACAGAGGCCUUAAAAUAUUCAUUCAUAGUAGCGUUUGUACAUUAACAAUCCAAGUGUUUUCAGUAAGCGUGAUUUUUAAAAUCAGUGCAAGUUGACAACAGCUGACAGUUGACAAUAGUAAUGAAAAGGCUACUCAGAAAAAUGUGUGUGCACAAAUGAAAAAAAAAUACGAAGGCAAUUGUUUCGUGACUGUAUGUGAUAUUUUUAGAAAUAAAAUCUGUGAAAUUUAUUCUAUCUCUGUUUAAAAUACUUGGAAUUUUAUGAAAUAUAGAUUUAUGUUUGUAUUUGGAGAAGAUUCCUCCUCUGUGACAUCAUACAGUAUCUGAAAGUGAACAGUAUCCCAAAGCAGCUCUAGCUAUGCUUUGGAAGUGAGAAGGUUGGAUAUUGUAUGACCCAGGAUGGCAGUAUGUAGUCCAGUGGCAAAUGUGUAUUAAUUGUUCUAUUCCAGGUUCUG
Messenger RNA from Myotis myotis, 5184 nucleotides. Its product is annotated as protocadherin-11 X-linked-like. The transcript has 4 exons. The coding region runs from base 1 to 891 and encodes 296 amino acids. The record is from RefSeq and is a predicted model, not a curated record. Lineage: Eukaryota; Metazoa; Chordata; Mammalia; Chiroptera; Vespertilionidae.